CCUUCCGUGAUGACGAUGACGUCCACUCCACCGCCGGGCGGGACGGCGUGUCUGUCGAGGCGGUCCCGUCUAAAAAAAAUCCAAACAAACAAACAAAAAAACAAAAUUAAUUUUGAUCCUUAUGGAACCGUCUAUUUACUGACAGAAAUGCGACGGCGCAUUAAAAAAGCGAUUCAUUUAUUUUGCCGUUCACAUGUCUGCGCGCACAGCUUUCUGUGUCAUCACUGCGUUCAACAAUAUAUGAGGUUAUUUAUUUAAAAAGCAAAAAUUCGAUCACAACUGCAAAGAAAAGACCUGUUGGCGGCUAUGAGCGGAGAAUCGCAGAGAGGAAUCUGAAUCGACAUAAUCCGGGCCUCUCGGACGGGAUGAUGGCUUCUGUGAAAACAUUAUUGUUUUUUCUGCAGUGGGUGCUGCAUUACGCUGUGUGUCGUGAAGUAAGUGUUCCCACUGGACCCCUGUACCGGGUAGCAGGGUUCUCCCUCUCUUUGCCCUGUUCUGUGUCAGGAUAUGAAGGUCCCCGUAUGCAGAGCUUUGAGUGGUACCUGUACAGAGAUGCUGCUCCUGCGAUUCAGAUAGGAAUUGUGUCCACUUUAGACAAGGAGUUCCCCUAUGCCAUUUACCAGGCCAGGGUGAGGAGUGGGGAGGUGAGGGUGGAGCGGGACUCAGGGGACAAGGUCAGACUGGUGGUACAGAGGCUCCGCUCUGAAGACCAGGGGAAGUACGAAUGCUAUACACCCACCACAGAUGCCAGAUACCUGGGGACCUACAGCGAUUCAGUUGUUGUCAAAGUGAUCCCUGACACACUCCAGAUCAGCUUUUUACGCUCGCUCACCGGCCAGCCAAUGCCAGAGGGGGCAGAAUUAACGCUGACAUGCUCAGCUAGUAUCCAGUCCGAAGUGCUCACCCAUCUGUCUGUCACGUUUGGGAAGCGCGGUGGUCCGGGAGUCAGGAGUGGAGCCAGCAGUGAAGUCCACACCUACCAUAAAGAAAUUAUCUCCAUCGAUAACCUUUUGCGAGUCAUUCCUGGAAAUUCAUACAAGAAGCGGUACGAUGACGGCGAGAUCACAUUAGAGAAAAGGAAUGGUCCAGGUGGACAUGACGUGUAUGUGAUGAAGAUGAAAGCAGUGCAGCCCGAUGAUACCGGCUCUUAUUUCUGUGAGGCCUCACAGUGGAUUCGGGACCCUGACAAAUCGUGGCAGAAAAUUGCUCAGAGGAUGCUAGACAUCGGCAACUUGACUGUUCUGCAACUAGCCGAGUCUCUGACCGUAACCUCCUCGCCGAGAGGGGAGGUUCCCCUGCAGGUCGGGUCUCCUCUCAUCUUGACCUGUGAGGUGUUGGGGUUGCCGUCUGAAGUGGACUCGGGCCUUCUGGUCCAGUGGAUGAAGAGAGGUUCUGUAAGCAGCGAUGGAGUCGCUACUGGUGGAGUUGAGGUGGAGGUGGUCCGGAUGAGUCCAGACAGUGUAGUCAGUUGGGGUGACGACCCCAGCCGAGCUAGUGGCGGGUCUAUGGAGAAAGUCGCGUUUGGGAAAUACUCGCUGAAACUCUUCUCAGCCCGCAGCGCUGAUGCUGGUGUGUAUCAGUGCAUGGUGAGCGUCUACGCCGGGAGGAGAAAUCCUGGAUCUUCUACUGCUGCCACGCUCACCCAGAGGUCUGAGGGGGUCACCGUCACACGCAAGGCCAAAGAAGUGCUGGUUGCAGCUGUGGCACAGCUCCCGCGGGGUCCUUUGUUAAAAAGAGGCAGCACCGUCACUUUGAUCUGCAACACCAACGUGACAACCACGGGCCCCGCCCAGCCACAGGUGAAGUGGCUGUGGCGGCCAAUCCCUGCACCAGUUAUCAAGACGAGACAGGGCUCACCAUCUGAGACUUCUUCACCAAACCUUCCAGUCGAAGAAAAACCCAGACUAAUCGCCGCCAUCAUGCAUGAUGGUGUGGCGCAGGUCUACUCUAAUGGCAGUGAGGUUAGCAUCGACCGCCUGUCGGCUAACAGUUACAGACUGAGGGUCCACUCAGCCAACCUAGAUGACCAGGGAGUGUACACUUGUCAAGCCGAAGCCUGGGGGAUGGACCCAAAUGGAGCCUGGUACAACACAGGGGCCAAAGCAGAGUCUAACACAGUGACUGUGUACCUGUACGCCCGAGCUGCUGACCUCCUCCUCAUCCCUUUGGUAGUCGGCGUCUCCUCUGCCUUGUUUGUGGGCAUUGUCAUCAUCGCUGCGGUGACUUGCUGCUUUAUGAAGCGGCUGGCCAAGCGCCGUGCUCAGAAAUAAACUGUCACAGCCUGUCUGAAAGCAAAACGGCACCAACAGGUCAUCCAGGAGACACACAGGGAGCCAGCAGGCUAGAAGAGGCUCAGAAAUGACUGCAACAGAACGUUAAAAAUGUUGGAGAAGUACUGCCAAAAGAAACCCCACUUUAAAUUGAAACGUUCCCAGAAAACUGCUGUGUGAUGCACCAACAGGCAUAUAUUUAACAGAUCUAGAUGGAGUUCCGUUACCCCGUCGACCUUUAUGGUCCUCAAGAACUUCUCUUUGCCACAUUACAUCUCAGCUUAACAUUUUUUUUUAACUGCCAAAUGCUGUAUGUGGUUGAAGAUUUAAUAUAUCUUUUGGGUAAGAAGUUAAUUUCUGAUACUGAGGCAUUGGUUGGAUGAGAAAACCAAGCAAGCAAGCAGCUACAUCUGCAUCUAAUGAUUAUUUUUAUAAUAGAUUAAUCUGUUGAUUUUUUUUUUUUUUUUUUUUUAAUUGAUGAAUCUAACAAUUUUUUUAUAUUAGUCUAUUGAUUAUUUUUGGGUUAGUUGCUUAUGCUUUCGUUAAUUUACCAAUAAAUCAUAACCACAAAUUCUUCCAAAAAUAAUAUUUUGUCAUUAAAAAGUAUUUAUUUUCCAAUUUUUCUAAAAAUAAAAAUCAAGAUGUAAAGGAUAUAAAGUGCCAAAACUUAAAAAGGCAGUCAUGGGGGGAAAAAUAACUAACCCUCUUCCUGUUGAUUAUUAUUUUUUUUGGAUUAAUCCAUUAGUUGCUUAACCUGUAAAAUAUAUGAAAAUGAUGAAAAAUAUCAGUCAGUGUUUCUUAAAGCUCAAGAUGACGUCCUCAAAUGUAGUAGUUUUUUUUUUCUACCACAACCCAAAUAUAAUUGAUUUACUGUUGGAGAGGAGUAAAGCACCGAUAAAAUACUAUCAUUUAAGAAGCUAAAAUAAGAAAAAAUGUGGUCAUUAAAAAAAUGACUGAAAAAGAUGAAUCGAUUACCAAAAUAUUUGGCGUUUAAUUUGAUAAUCAAUUAAUUGUAGCAGCUGUUCAAGCAGCACUGCCAGAUGGUUGUUUUUGCUUUCUGUAUCACAGAAUACAAAGAUCAUCCUUUAAUUAACGGAACACGUUUUUUUAAAUUUAAAGUCUUGUGCAACAGAUUGAUGUGAAUUGUUACGCUCCAGCAGAUUUUGGCACAAGCUGCUUGUUCUUUUCAGGAAAAAACACUGAGGUGUAAAGGUUUCUGUUUUGUUACACCUCUAGCACUGCCACUAAUAUGAAUGCUGCAUGGGUUCACGUUCAGAAUGUUUAUAUGAAGCCGAAUGUAUAAACAGUCUGUGCGCAUUACUUUAUAAGGAAGCACCACCGCUCUGCUGACGUUCCUACACAUACUUGCAUUGAUGCAAGAAUGAGCAAUGGAGAGCUUUUCCAUGAUGCACUGAGCUGAAGCAUGUGAAUACUUUGAGUUUGGCUGUUUUAUUUUACUUAAUGUAAGUAAGCUGUGCUCAGGUCACCUGUGUUUAGAGUUCAGUUCUCUCUCUCUCUUUCUCUUUCUUUCUUUCUUUUUUUUUUUUUGUGAAGCACUUGGAUAAAAUGACUGGGACCAAAGCCCGCUGGUGUCAUUCUUCUACUUGAUUUUCUUCCAACUGAAAGGUCACUCUGCUGUACUGAAUUGUUCAUUUGCUCUUGAUGGGUGACUGAAAUUGAGAAAAAGAAAAAAAAGUACUGUGAGUGUUGCACAAACAGGAAACCUCUUGUUUUUGUUCCCAAAGGUGAGAAUUUAGUUAGGUGAAGUCUGGCUGUUGUCAUCGUCAUAGUGUUGUAGGUUUAUGCUGUUUGCAAUGUCAGCACGUGCAUAUGUGACUGUAGCUGCUCCUGCUGCUAUCCUACAAAAAUGUGUUGGACAGAUGGACUGUCUUCAUCCUUUAAAUGAGUGACGUGGACCCCCGCCCCAUUUUGAAAGGUUUCUUUGUGUAGAUCUGCAUAUUGUGAUCACUUAUCCAUUGAAAUACUUUGGGCUUGUAGCUCGGUCUGCAGCGAGACAUGCUGCACUGUCUCUGUUUCUGUCUCCUUUUUGGUUUGGCAACCAGUCCAUCAUCCCUAAAUGUCGGUUAUAACGCAACACUGGUGAAUAAAAUCGUAGUUGUGGAUGUGUCCUGAGCCAUUUUGCUUGCAGCUGAUUUGUUGACAUGCUCCGCUGCAUGAAAAACAGGCACGCGCAUCGCAGCAGCAGCACAACACUGGCUUUUGUUUCAGAAGGCAUUGCUUUUGUGCACAUUCGUCUCUUAAUCUGUGGUCGCAGCGUGUGCACAUCCCGCUGCCCUUCCCCCCCACCUCAGAGUCGGUGCAGAUCCCGUUUGUUUCUUUUGAAAUCUGUUCCCUGUGAAUUGCAGCCAGCUGUAAAUGUUGCACCGAGCAUGCACGGCACGAAACUGCUCUCUUAACCCUCAAGUGACUGAGUGGGGUCAUUUAUCACCCUCGGCGUAUAUUGUUGUGCACUAUUUUUCUCAUUUUAAUUGGAAAAAUGUUUCCGACCAAUUUUGCAAGGAUCGGCCGAUCCGUGUGGCAAGCAAGUUAUAAUCCAAACUUGUGACCCCCGGGAAGAUUUAUGAGAUUUUUGACAUCAUAGGUUCAGAUGGUAUUGUAAUUUGCCAACUCUAAUCAUUAUAUUUUACUAUUUUGCAAGAAAGCCUGGCCAACAGACCAAGAAUAGCAAGAUUUACAGCUGCACAAGCAUUGAGACUGAUUCUUGAUGCCCAGAUUGAGGAUGAAAAAGAUGAUGGACAAAUGUAUUAGAGAGUGAAAUAAAAAUGAAGAACCCUAAAUAAUUCAUAUAGAAGUAUUCCAAUAUAAAGUCAAUGGGGUCAUAAAUAACCCCGCACGGUCAUAUUAGUCGGUAUAAAAUAGCUUGGUCACUUGAGGGUUAAGUUGUUAAGUUUGACAAUGUAUUAAACCGUUUUUGAAGAUGUUUCAAUUGUUUACUUGUUCUUUAAUACCACUGUCUCUAAAUGCAAUUUACUGCCAUUGUUCAAAUGGGAGGUAAUGCUCUGGUUUGUUUGUUUUUUUUAAUGGUGCUUUGGCAAACCUGCCAGUUGAUAAAUCAAUAAACCACUCUGGAUUUAUAAUG
Molecule: messenger RNA, 5370 nt
Organism: Thalassophryne amazonica
Lineage: Eukaryota; Metazoa; Chordata; Actinopteri; Batrachoidiformes; Batrachoididae
Gene: igsf8
Product: immunoglobulin superfamily, member 8
Exons: 9
Coding region: 366-2270 (634 amino acids)
Source: RefSeq, a predicted model, not a curated record